Bradysia coprophila is the source of this 1078-nucleotide messenger RNA. Its product is annotated as putative carbonic anhydrase 3. Gene Ontology annotation, biological process: one-carbon metabolic process. Gene Ontology annotation, molecular function: zinc ion binding; carbonate dehydratase activity. Lineage: Eukaryota; Metazoa; Arthropoda; Insecta; Diptera; Sciaridae. The record is from RefSeq and is a predicted model, not a curated record.
UUAGUCGUCUUCGAGAAUUUAAUUUAAAAUUUAAAUUUAUCGAGAGCUGGUGUCAUUCCAUCGAAGUAUGAAUUCCGUUACAAAGUUAGGAUGUGGCCUAGUCGUCCUGAUGAUGACAAUAUCUGGAGCAUAUUCAUUGGACUUCUGGUUUGAUCCAAGAUUCGAGUACGACUGGACUGGGCCAUGUUUGGAUGGUCGACUCCAAUCCCCGAUAGCGAUAACAAAAUGCGGCCGAACACGUUUAAGCUACAUCAACUUGGAAUUUAAAAACUUUGAAAUACCGACAAAUCAGAUUACGGUGACGAACGCUGCUCGGCAAACUGUAUACGAUUGGGAUCGCAAAGCAGUGGAACGAUCAGUUAUAGUUAGGGCACCAGCGGACAGAAUAGCUCCAUUUAAAGCGAACACUGAGUACAUAUUGCAAAAUAUUCAUGUACAUCAUGGUAAGAAUAAUCGUACUGGAACGUUGCAUUCCAUCGAUGGGGAGUUUUACGCUAUGGAGAUGCAUUUGUUGUUUGUGUCAAGACAAUUCGACGGCAACACCGCACCGGCAUUUGCACAGCUCGGCAACGUAUUGGAAAUUGUUGUGCUUUUCCGAUCUUCGAAUGUUCCAAAUUAUGCAUGGACCCAGAUAAAUAAUUUGAUGCUUAGCACCAAGCUAAAGGAAAGUGAAAAGGUCACCGGCAAUGUUAACAUACGUUUUUCGGACUUUCUACCGCGCAAUAGCCGUUACACACUGUAUCAUGGUUCUGUUCCGGCUUCUCAUUGUGCGGAAUCGGUUACAUGGAUCAUAUACGACAACCCCAUGGAUUUCAACACAGAAGAUUUGGGCAUGCGUUAUUUCACUUACAUAUCCGAUGGCAAAGAGAUUCAAGUAGAAAGAAAUACUCGCGCUACUCAGGCGAAAAAUGGAAGACCAGUGUUUGAAGGCUCGCAAGAAAGGGUUGGACAUUAUAAACGGUAGGAACAAACUAGAACAUCAACAGGUCAGGGGUCAUAUUUUAUUGGUGUUGAGUUGAGUUAUCGACCUAUUGCUGAACAUUGACCAAGUAAUAAACGUAUUGAGAACCAACGUUAA